Molecule: messenger RNA, 885 nt
Organism: Alternaria atra
Lineage: Eukaryota; Fungi; Ascomycota; Dothideomycetes; Pleosporales; Pleosporaceae
Exons: 2
Coding region: 1-885 (294 amino acids)
Source: RefSeq, a predicted model, not a curated record
AUGGCCUAUCUCAUAGGCGCUCUCGCCGCCAUGGCUACCUCUGCGAUGGCCUUUGAUUGCACACGCGAAAACCUGCAGAGCACAGCAGAUUCCUACGUCGACCUAAUGGCAACGGGCCAGCAUGACCGCUUCGAAAAUCUCGCAUACUCAAUGAAGUACUUUGAAAAUAAUAAAACAGCCUCAAUCCUCAGCGGUAUACCAGCACUUGGCCUAACCAUCGACGCUCACCGCUCAAUCCUCGAUACCACGCAAUGCAAGACGAUGACCGAGCUCAUCAUCACUGACCCAACACAUCCAUAUGUCAUCCACACCCAAAUGACUCUAGACACUGAAGGCAACGUCAACCUCAUCGACAGCAUCGUAACAGACAAAGGCGACUGGGCCUUCAAUGCAACCGGCUACAAAUACUGGAACGACCAAGAAUCCUGGCCCCGCCUCCCUUCAAACGUGCGCGACACCCGCGAAGUCGUCAAAGCAGCUGGCGAUGCAUACGCAGACCGCUGUAAUGAUGUUACAGUUCACGUUCCCUUUGGUGUACCUUGCGCCCGUCUCGAAGGCGGCGCGUAUACAGGUCGCGGAAACCUUUCGGCGAACACGUGCGAUAUUGGAGGCCUUCCAGAACAUAUCCCGAUGACGAAUCGGAAGUAUGCUAUUGAUGAGGUGAUGGGUGUUGUGGACAUUUUUAUGGGGUUUACGGGGUUGGAUCGUACAAGGAAUACGGAGGGAGCGCCAGAUAGUCAUAUGUUUCGCGUUGAAGGUGGAAAGAUUCGAUAUAUUCAUACGGCGAGUGCGUGUUUUGUUGAUGGGUGUGGAAUGAAUGGUACUGGCAUCCCACCGGGUAUCGGGCGUCGGAAAUUGCGUCACCGGGCGGUCAAGCUAGAGUAA